CCUAACCAUUUUUCAUUCGAGCCGAGUCUGGUCUUCCCGCAAACUCCGCGUCUAGCCCUGCUACUGACUUGUGUGAGGAAGAUGGAGGAGGGGCGGGAUGCAUUCCGCGUCCCGUAUGUCAAUGCCGAGGGAAGCCAUACCAUGGCUGAGCUUCGUGAGCGCAUCAGCUCAACCUCCACUUUCCGUUCGUUUUCUUCUUUCAUAUUCCGACAAUCCACCGUUUGAAGAACGUAUAUUGACUGAAUACCCUUCACGAAUUGUAUUUGUUGUGUCUGUUCCGUUCGUGGCCCUGAGAUACCCCGAGUUUGUACACAGCUGCUACACAUCUAUCGACAUGCCGUCGCUAACCCGCACUUUCCGAGUCGCUUCACAUCUCUCGCGGAGCACCACCAAAACAUACUUCAACUUUUCACGCAGCUUCUCCACCACCUACCGCCGCAAUGAAAUCAACAAGAUCUACUCUUCGCCCGCUGCCGCAGUCGCGGAUAUGCAGUCGGAUAGCACACUACUCUGCGGCGGCUUCGGCUUGUCCGGAGUUCCAGAUACCCUGAUCAAUCAAGUCAAAGACACUCCAUCAAUCACUGGUCUUACAGCUGUAUCCAACAAUGCUGGAGUUGUUGGUUCAGGACUGGGCCUACUCCUCGAGAGCAAACAAGUCAAGAAGAUGAUUGCAUCCUACGUCGGCGAGAACAAGGUCCUCGAGCAAAUGUACCUCUCAGGGGAGCUCGAGCUCGAACUCACACCCCAAGGCACAUUAGCUGAACGUUGCAGAGCAGGAGGCGCCGGUAUCCCUGCUUUUUUCACGCCCGCUGCCUUUGGAACUGUCGUUCAAACCGGCGAACUCGCCCUCAGACACGCCCCCGAUGGCUCAGUAGCCCAGUUCAGCACACCCCGCGAUGUCAAGGUUUUUGCAGGGAAAUCGUACGUCAUGGAGGAAGCCAUCAAAGGCGACUACGCCUUCAUCAAAGCCUGGAAAGCUGAUAGACUGGGGAACCUUCAAUUCCGGCUCUCCGCGCAGAACUUCAACGGCGCUAUGGCGCGAAAUGCGAAGACCACAAUCGUCGAGGCCGAGCACAUCGUCGAAGUGGGUGACAUCCCCGCAAACGGCGUCCACGUCCCAGGAAUCUACGUCGAUCGCGUAAUCCAGUCCACAGCGCCCAAAAACAUCGAAAAGAUUGUCAACGCCAGAGACCCCGCUGAUGAUUCGUCUGCAGCCAGCGCGCUCGGAAAAGGCGACACAGCCAGCAAGCGCGAACGCAUCGUUCGACGCGCCGCCAAAGAAUUCAAAAACGGCAUGUAUGCCAAUCUAGGGAUCGGUAUGCCCAUGCUGGCUCCCUCCUUUGUAGACCCAUCUAUCGAACUACAACUGCAAUCCGAGAACGGCAUCCUGGGUCUCGGACCAUACCCAGCCAAGGGCCUCGAGGACGCAGAUCUCAUCAAUGCUGGCAAGGAAACCGUCACCCUCCUUCCCGGCGCCAGCACGUUUGGCUCAGAAGAGUCCUUUGGCAUGAUCCGCGCGGGCAAAAUUGACCUCACGAUCCUAGGCGCCAUGCAAGUCAGCGCGCACGGCGAUCUCGCAAACUGGAUGCUUCCAGGCAAAGUCAAGGGAUUUGGUGGUGCCAUGGAUCUCGUCAGCAACCCGAGCGCGACAAAAGUCGUCGUCACCAUGGAGCACACGGAUAAAAAGGGCACGCCCAAGAUCCUGAAGCAGUGUGAGUUCCCGCUCACGGGUAAGGCGUGCGUGAGUCGCAUCAUCACGGAUUUGUGUGUGUUUGAUGUUGAUUUUUCGUCUGGAUUGACGCUUAUCGAACUCGCGGAUGGUGUCACGGUUGAGGAAGUAAGGUCUAAGACGGGUGCGGAUUUCAAGGUCGCGGAUGAUGUUAAGCCUAUGCUAUAA
This is a messenger RNA of Periconia digitata, 1897 nucleotides long. NCBI's taxonomy places the organism in Eukaryota, Fungi, Ascomycota, Dothideomycetes, Pleosporales, Periconiaceae. The record is from the annotation of a GenBank genome assembly.